Molecule: messenger RNA, 2388 nt
Organism: Monascus purpureus
Lineage: Eukaryota; Fungi; Ascomycota; Eurotiomycetes; Eurotiales; Aspergillaceae
Source: the annotation of a GenBank genome assembly
ACCCAUUAGACAGAAAAAGGGCAAUAAUUUCCAGGAAUUAAGAUCCGGUCUUGUUCCAAACCGUUGCAUUUCCCGGAGAACCACGGCUACCUCUCAGCAGGCGCAGAACGUGAGCCAUGUCUCGACACCCCCGGCAUUCAAUCGCAGCCUAUCGCCCUUCUACUUCAUCCCCGUCAUGGAGGCAAAGCGUGAAGAGUUCUGUCUGUCGCUGGUCGGGCUCAUGUCCCAGAUAAGUGUCACUUAUGCCGACGGUAUGGGUGCGUGACGUCAACCCAAACGGACGGCAGCAAAAGAUGAUCUUUUUGGUUUUACUAUGUUUAUAUUCUUCUGUAGAGCCGCAUCUCUGGGGAAGAGGCUAUCGAUAAUACUCCUUUUUUGACUCUUUUUUUUUGGGUGCUGCUCGAUCAACCCCACGCUCUUAUACACCACUUGACCUAUCUAUUUACUCAACUCGGAUCGUCCCUAUGUCCGAUAUUCACCCCGCCCUUAGGGACACUAAUGCACCCGAUGGCGCUGUUGCUGACGGGACUGACGGGGUUGGCGGGAUCGACGAGCGUGAUCUGGAGAAGCAGAAAGAAGCUCCUCGUCGGGGUACACACACAUCCAGUGCACACGGGGAGAGUACCCAUCACGAAAAGAUAAAAAAGGACGAGGAAAAUGGCGAAGAGGAGAAGGUCGAACUGACAGAACAGGAAUGCUACGACAAGCUCGGCUACUCGUGGCCGACGUGGAAGAAAUGGUCCAUUCUCACUGUCAUUUUCAUAGUCCAGGUGUCCAUGAAUUUCAAUGCGAGCUUCUACGCCAAUGAUGUGGGCCUGUUAUCUAAACAUUUCCACAUCUCGAAACAGGCUGCCCGCGUGGGACAAAUGGAUUUUCUCAUGGCCUAUGGUAUUGGUAGCGAGUUCUGGGCUCCCUGGAGUGAAGAAUAUGGGCGCUGGCCUAUUAUGCAGCUCAGCUUGACCCUGGUCAAUAUCUGGCAGUUGCCUUGUGCUCUUGCGCCCAACUUCGGGUCUAUUGUUGUCUGUCGUAUCCUGGGCGGACUGUCGUCUGCUGGUGGCUCAGUGACGCUUGGUAUGGUGGCGGAUAUGUGGGAGCCAGAUGAACAGCAAUACGCUGUAGCAUUCAUUGUCCUGUCGUCCGUUGCUGGUUCAGUCAUUGCGCCUAUCAUUGGAGGGUUCGUUGAGAAGUUUCUCGAUUGGCACUGGAACUUCUGGCUGCAACUUAUCCUGGGGGGAUUUGUGCAGGCGGUUCAUUUCUUCGUCCCGGAGACCCGGUGCAGUAUCCUGGUAACCAAGGAGGCGAGAAGGCGUCGUAAGAACGGGGAGAACGUCUGGAGUGGUGACGAGCUCAAAGGCAAACGCAUCAAUGUCAAGCACUGGGUCAUGAUCUGGAUACGUCCGUUCAUCAUGUUCGUCCGCGAGCCGAUUGUGCUCUGUCUUUCGCUUCUCAGCGGGUUCAGCGAUGCUCUUAUUUUCACCUUUCUGCAAUCCUACGAACCUGUGUUCAAACAGUGGGGAUUCACUACUAUUACUAUCGGAUUGGCUUUUAUUCCGAUCUUGGUUGGAUACCUCCUUGCAUAUAUCUCUUUCAUCCCUUGGUUCCAUCGACACUGUCGAGUGAGAGAAAGGGAUCCCCAAGCUCUUCAGCCAGAAGCUCGUUUAUACUGGCUUCUAUACACCGCACCCCUAGAAACGAUCGGUUUAUUCGGCUUCUCCUGGACUAGUUUCGGCCCUCCGCGCGUACACUGGAUCGCCCCGAUGAUCUUCUCCAGUCUAAUUGCGUGGGCUAAUUAUGCUAUCUACAUGGCCACGAUCGAUUAUAUGGUAGCUAGUUACGGUCCCUACGCCGCAUCAGCUACAGGUGGGAACGCCCUAGCCCGAGACUUCCUGGCUGGUAUAGCGGCCAUGUAUUCUACACCGAUGUACGAACACAUGGGCAAUCUCGAAUGGCCCUCAACUCUCCUCGCCUUUCUAGCCAUCAUCUUUACAAUCCCCAUCUACAUCUUCUACUGGAAGGGCCCUAAAAUCCGACAGAAAUCCCGUUUCGCGCAGACCCUCGCUUCGGACAGAAAGGAAUCGGGAGCACGAGUCUCCUCGUGCGGAUCUGGCGAACCAGGUCCUGAGGAGUCGUAUCUCCAUCAUUGCUCGAGCGGCCAUUCUUCCGGACGAUCUUCGAGGUCGAGACCGAGAUCUUGCAGGCCGCCGCCUGAAGAUUUAACUGGAACUGAAUCAGACACACAUUCUGCUCCUGUUAAUAGCGUUGAGAGCGGUUCUGGGCGGACUCGUUGGAAUCUGCCUGAUGCAACGAUGGAUGGAGUUGCAAAUCGGUAGUAAUUAAUGCUUGUUAAUGUAUUUUCGUUGUUUGAUUCAUAUGUUGGGUGUUUGUGUG